Messenger RNA from Erpetoichthys calabaricus (reedfish), 545 nucleotides. RefSeq names its product guanine nucleotide-binding protein G(I)/G(S)/G(O) subunit gamma-T2-like. The transcript has 3 exons. Gene Ontology annotation, cellular component: heterotrimeric G-protein complex. Gene Ontology annotation, biological process: G protein-coupled receptor signaling pathway. The record is from RefSeq and is a predicted model, not a curated record. The coding region runs from base 136 to 345 and encodes 69 amino acids. Gene Ontology annotation, molecular function: G-protein beta-subunit binding. Lineage: Eukaryota; Metazoa; Chordata; Cladistia; Polypteriformes; Polypteridae.
CGGCGUCGUCAUGCCAUCUGGAGAAGUUCAUGAAGUGGCCCGACCAGUCGGUGGCCGAUCAGAGUGGGAUGAGGAGGCGCGCCGCUCGCAGGCGCCUACAGCGGAGACAGCGACUCUGACCAACGGCAGGGCAGAAUGGCGCACGACCUCUCCGACAAGGAGAUCGUCAAGAUGGAGAUCGAGCAGCUGAAGAAAGAAGUGAAAACUGAGCGCAUGGUGGUGUCAAAGACAGCCAAAGAAAUUGUCGAAUGGAUCGAGGCAAAUGCUGCAGAGGACCCUCUCCUCAAAGGUGUCCCCGAGGACAAGAACCCCUUCAAGGAGAAAGGCGGCUGUACGAUUACCUGACCCAGAGCGGCUCUCACAAGAACGUGCAAGGAGAACUCGGUUCAGUUUGUCUCAUUUUACAUCUACUUUAUUAAACACUCAUACAACAAAGAAACCAAAUAGUUUAGGUUGUAAUGGCCGAGUCGGCCGUGGAGCAGCAGUAGAGUCCAACAGGAGACUGAGAGCGGUGGCCUGUCCCACCAGGAGGUGCAGCAGCAUAU